Molecule: messenger RNA, 1398 nt
Organism: Microsporum canis CBS 113480
Lineage: Eukaryota; Fungi; Ascomycota; Eurotiomycetes; Onygenales; Arthrodermataceae
Exons: 2
Coding region: 1-1398 (465 amino acids)
Molecular function (GO): N-acetyltransferase activity
Source: RefSeq, a predicted model, not a curated record
AUGGUAAACAUUCAACAGCUCAAAAGGUUGCGGCCUCUAGGAAAACUCGAGAAGGUCUCAGCCUCAUGCCACCACCAGGAGUUCUUCAACAAUGUUGGUCUCUCGGCUCACUACAUACUCUCUGAGCCCUCAUCUCCCCUGGCUGGAUCUGACCUGCGUCGUCUCAUCUACACCGCAGUAGGAGAUGUAAUCCGCAAGCACCGUAUACUGUUUGUUAUUCCUGUCAACGAAGACGCUCCGGAUACAUUCUUCGCCUCUCUCCCCUCAAUUGACCUCAAUCGAAGCGUCACCUUCCUCGAACGAUCCCAGCCUUUUGAUUCCAGCGGAGAAGACGAGGAACUCGAUGCGAUUCUCGAGAGCCAGCACAACACCAAUUUCAAGUCUGAAUAUGGCACCUUGCCUUUUUGGAGACUGAUUAUCCUGCGAAACCGUGGGACAGAGAAGGAGUUCACGGCCUCCUUCAUAUAUCAUCAUGCUAUCGGCGACGGAGUCUCCGGCCUGGUUUUUCACGCUGCGUUCCGUAAUGCAUUGGAGGCCGCUUCACCAGACUCCAAGGUGGAGGACAUCGUCAUACCGGACGAAGAUACUCUGGUCCCCCCGCCUCUCGAGGAAUUGCAUCCGCUACCCAUCAAGCCAACGCCCCCCAGCCCAUCCACGACAGCCCUCAGAGAGUGGACUGGCAACUCCAUCCGCAUGCCUUGCAAGACCCGCUGGAAGUCUCUUUGCUUCUCGCCGGACGCCUCCAAAGCCUUCUUCCAAGAAUGCAAAGCAAAUAAUCAAUCGGUAACAUCUGGCCUGUCUUCCAUCAUCGCCAUGGCCUUGUUCAGCGCCUUAGGGUUGGAGACGGAAGCUCUCACUUGCAUCAUUCCAGUGAACCUGCGGCCUUGGCUCAAGUUACCCUGCGAAGUUGGCGACGGAGCAAUUGGCUCUUACUUUGAUGCCACCAGAGUACAGUUCACGCGGCCGCGGGAUCCCGGUGCGACAGAUGUGUGGCCUGGAGCCCAACAGGCUUCAAAGGCGAUGAAAGAUUACCUCCAAAACGUCUCGCCGUCUGGAGAGCCUUACACGGCUGUUGCGAUUUUCCAGACCAUCCCAGACAUCUCUGCUGUCUUCGCUUCGAUGCUUGGAAAACCACGCGACGCAGCGUUAGAAGUGACCAACGUCGGACGCUUCUCGUCUUCCGCCACCGGCAACACCGCGGAUGCUCCUCUUUGGCAGGUAGGAAAGGUGAUACUCAGCCGGAGUUCUCUGGUUGCUGGUGCUGCCGUCACUGUCAGCGUUGCCACGGGUGAGAAUGGAUCGAUGACGCUCGGUUUCAGCUGGCAAGACGGGGUUGUCGAAGAUGGCCUGUUACGUAGUAUCAGCCAAGGGGUCAAGAAAUACUUUGAGAAAUAUUAA